This is a messenger RNA of Paramecium primaurelia, 168 nucleotides long. NCBI's taxonomy places the organism in Eukaryota, Ciliophora, Oligohymenophorea, Peniculida, Parameciidae. The record is from the annotation of a GenBank genome assembly.
AUGGAAAUCAUCAAUUAAGAGAAAUUUGAUAAGUAUUUAGUGAAUUAUUUCAUAUUAAACAAUUUAUUUAGAAUACCUAUUAAUCCAGAAAUUUAUUAAAGAGAAGUAAUUAUAUUUAUAAAUGAAUAGGAUAAUAGUAAUUAUUAAUAUUGGAGGAUUAAAAAUUGA